Parathielavia appendiculata is the source of this 2182-nucleotide messenger RNA. RefSeq names its product phosphatases II. NCBI's taxonomy places the organism in Eukaryota, Fungi, Ascomycota, Sordariomycetes, Sordariales, Chaetomiaceae. Gene Ontology annotation, biological process: regulation of exit from mitosis; protein dephosphorylation; microtubule cytoskeleton organization. Gene Ontology annotation, molecular function: protein tyrosine phosphatase activity; protein serine/threonine phosphatase activity; protein tyrosine/serine/threonine phosphatase activity. Gene Ontology annotation, cellular component: spindle pole body; mitotic spindle; spindle pole. The record is from RefSeq and is a predicted model, not a curated record. Bases 156 to 2102 code for a protein of 648 amino acids. The transcript is spliced from 3 exons.
CAACAAGGGAGAGCUUCUGCAUUUGGCCGUAGCCAGGCGCUUGACUCUCAGACUCGGCGCAUCGCAUCUCUGCGGCCCUCCUCAUCCGUGAAUGCCCGCGUGCGCGGCAACACUCCCUUCCUCAACUCGGAGCGGCAGCCAAGAGCCUCAACAGCAUGGCUCCUUCUCAUUACCCCAGUAAUCUGGGACAGGUUAUCGAGUAUAUUCCUGAUCGCCUCUACCUCGCAUCCUACGUCGAAACCCCCGAUGCCAACACCCUCUUCCCCUACCCCAACCCGCCUCCGCGUUCGCCAAGCAAGAGAUCGCAACGAACUGUCGAGUCCCCGGCUCCCACCGUGAACCAGAGACAACCCUUUUACUUCACUGUGGACGACAGCCUCCUGUACAACGCCUUUCACCAUGACUUCGGCCCGCUGCACAUUGGCCACCUUUACCGCUUUGCCCUGCAGUUCCACGAGAUUUUGGGCGCCAAGGAGAACAAGGACAGGCCUAUUGUCUUUUGGAGCAGGGCGGACCCUCGCAGCCGCGCCAACGCUUCUUGCUUGCUGGCAUGCUACAUGGUGCUCAUCCAAUCGUGGCCCCCCCAUCUCGCUCUCGCCCCCGUCGCCCAAGUCGACCCGCCGUUGAUGCCCUUCAGAGACGCCGGCUAUAGUCAAGCAGACUACGGCAUUACCGUGCAGGACGUUGUCUAUGGGGUUUGGAAGGCGAAGGAGGAGGGCUGCUGUCUUCUCGAGAGCUUCGACCUCGACGAGUAUGAGCGCUUUGAGCGGGUUGAGCAGGGCGACUUCAACUGGAUAACCCCCCACUUCCUCGCCUUUGCUUCGCCGCAGAGCAACCCUUCUGCUCGGACCAUUGAGGGAACCGAAGCAUGGCAGGCGUUGCCAAAGACCCUGGAGGCGGUGGAUGCUCACCCGACACUGGCGCAACCCUUCAAGAACGUACUGAGGCAUUUCACUGAGAGGAACAUUGGCCUCGUGGUGCGUCUGAAUUCCGUCCUCUACGAUGCCUCGUACUUUGAGGCGCUUGGCAUCCAGCACAUCGACAUGAUCUUCGAAGACGGCACCUGCCCACCCUUGUCUAUGGUGCGCAAGUUUAUCCGCAUGGCGCACGACAUGAUCACGGUUAAGAAGAAGGGGAUUGCCGUCCACUGCAAGGCCGGUCUUGGCCGCACCGGUUGCUUGAUUGGUGCCUACUUAAUCUACCGCCACGGUUUCACCGCCAACGAGAUCAUCUCGUACAUGCGCUUUAUGCGCCCCGGCAUGGUUGUCGGCCCUCAACAGCACUGGCUCCACCUGAACCAGGGCACCUUCCGGGAGUGGUGGGUGGAGGAGCGUCUGGAGCGAAAGCUGCGCAAAGAGGCAGCUCUCGCUGCGGCAACUGCGCUAGCCAACGGCAGCCACCAGCCCAGCACGCCCAUCCGUGCCAUGCAAAAGACGCACCUUGGCCGCAGCGCUAGCAAGACCGCAACGUCGACGCCACCCAACAGGGGCACUGCCCGGACACCCCUUGGGGAAAUCGAGCAGGAACAGGCACGUGAUAACAACAUCGGCGUGCAAGAGGACUACCUCCCCGCGCCAACACCGGGCCAGCCACGGAAAACUCAGCGGGGUGGCGUUGACCGUCACCAUCCGUAUAGUCGCAGCACCAACGCGGUAUCAACCGUCGAGGAGGAGACCGGUACAGAGCCAGAGGUGCAUCUCGCACAAGGAAACGAAUCCGACGAGGAGUGGAACCUGCGCAUGCGCUCCCGUCGCAAGGCCUCCGCCUCGCUCUCGCCAGAACGCAGGGAACGGUCAGUCAGCCAUCAAACAACGACGACGACAACCACCAUCUACCAUGUCAUCGACAAUGACGCGUCGAACGAUAUCGAGAACAUCUCCAUCACUGCCCUCAAGACAAAGUCUUACGACCAAGUCCAGCGCGCCACCUCGGCCUCGGGCGUUCUGACCAAGGUCCGCGGAGCUAGCAGCAGCCCCAAGCGUGCCGCCGCUGGUGGCAGUGUUCGGGAAGCUGGUGUUCGCAAGACCAGCGGACGGGUCGGCAGUGUUGGAAACGUCUCACCGUCCGCAGCCACCGCGCGGAAGGUGAGCGGGGUGCAUUAAAGCUGACCCUACACUGUGGUUUUUGCUUUCUACGCCGCGCCGCCUAUCUUACGACACAACCGACGUUGACGAGUUACGAC